AUUCUACGAUUUAUUGAUUCUAUGAUUUCCAGCUGACCUUCUACUUUGGAGGCAUGUGCAUCUGUGUUUGACAGGCUGCAAUUCUAAAGUGCCUAUUUUUAUAAAGAUAACAAAACAACGUAGUCUCUUACCUGUGAGAUAGAGGUCAGCUUCCAUUCCCUUCAGGACGCUGCUCCCAGAACCAGCACACAGCGCAGCUUUCUUCACUGGAGAAUCUGCAGGAUACAAGCAGCAGAAAGAACACAACGUUAGAGAGUGAAGCAUAUACCUGACAGGGAGAGUGGUGAGACAGAAGAUCUCUGGGAUGUCUUUGAUUUUGGACAGCACUGUCUCUAGAUGCUCCGUAGUGUCUGCACAGAAUUCUACCCGUCUCACCGAGUCCCUUGGACAGCCAGUUGUUGACUCCGUGGGGCACGGCAUCGUACGCUGUGUGUGGCAGUUGCUGUGUGUGCAUCAACCUCAGCUUUUUGAUGAGCGGGCAUGGCUGUCACGCUGCACACUGAUGUAGGAGACAUUAAAAUUGAACUGUUCUGUGAGCGAACGCCAAAAACAUGUGAAAAUUUCCUGGCUCUUUGUGCUAGUAACUACUACAACGGCUGUGUGUUUCACCGGAAUAUAAAGGGCUUCAUGGUUCAGACAGGGGAUCCAUUAGGCACUGGGAAAGGAGGAACCAGCAUCUGGGGCAAGAAGUUUGAAGAUGAAUUCAGUGAAUACCUAAAGCAUAGUGUCCGUGGGGUGGUUUCAAUGGCAAACAACGGUCCAAAUACCAAUGGGUCGCAAUUCUUCAUCACUUACGGAAAGCAACCACACCUGGAUAUGAAGUACACUGUUUUUGGGAAAGUGAUUGAUGGCUUGGAUACCUUGGAUGAGCUGGAGAAGCUGCCUGUGAAUGAGAAAACCUACCGACCUCUGAAUGACGUUCGCAUCAAAGAUAUCACCAUUCACGCCAACCCUUUUGCUCUGUAGCAGUCGUGACACAUUCUUUAGAGGCUGGUCAGACUGGCUGCUGGAAGGGGCGUUUGGUGCCCCGUCAGACGGGGUUACAGGAGCUGGGCUGUGCCUCGGUGUGCUGAAUGUGGGGCUCUGGGAGCUGUGAUGUUGUUUAUGAAUUGUCACAGGGGAGCCUUGUGUUCCUCAAGCCUGUGUUUUCAGAGUGUGUGUUGACUUGAUUUUGACUUCUAAGCGUUGCUUUUUAUACUUGUAAA
Messenger RNA from Phasianus colchicus (ring-necked pheasant), 1205 nucleotides. The record is from RefSeq and is a predicted model, not a curated record. Lineage: Eukaryota; Metazoa; Chordata; Aves; Galliformes; Phasianidae.